Pelmatolapia mariae (spotted tilapia) is the source of this 9211-nucleotide messenger RNA. RefSeq names its product chromodomain helicase DNA binding protein 2 (gene chd2). The record is from RefSeq and is a predicted model, not a curated record. Gene Ontology annotation, molecular function: ATP hydrolysis activity; chromatin binding; histone binding. Bases 2205 to 7643 code for a protein of 1812 amino acids. Gene Ontology annotation, cellular component: nucleus; chromatin. Gene Ontology annotation, biological process: regulation of transcription by RNA polymerase II; nucleosome organization. The transcript is spliced from 42 exons. NCBI's taxonomy places the organism in Eukaryota, Metazoa, Chordata, Actinopteri, Cichliformes, Cichlidae.
AGAGCAAAAGUGGGCAGAGCCGCUGAAGGAUAUCAGCUCAGGCAGAGGCAGAGAGGAGGACACACGCAGCAGAGGAGCAAGGCGUCGACGACGGAGUGGAGGAAGGGCUCAGCGAUGCGGUUCAAAGACCCACCAAAACGGCGAAAAUCGCGCAAAAAUGCGGCACUGACCGAGGCAGAUGACGGGGGAUAGACACGGCCCGGGAAAUUGGGAUUCGGUAUGAUGUUUCCCAAAUGACGUCAAAGAAGAGCGGAGAUUGCUUUGCCUUAUCUAAAUGGGUUGACAUUUAGCCAACGUGAAUUGAAGAAUUUGAGUGAUCCGUGCUGCAAGUGGACACUUGGAGACAGAAGACACUGUGGAGAAGAUUUCAGUUUGUGAAGAAAAAGAAGACAGCUCUACCCCAUUCAACUGGAUAUUGCUGAAGUGGAGACUACGUUGUUUAACGUGAAGAUGGCAAGUUAUUUGGCGGUUAGCCAAAUUUUGACAAGAUGAAAACUUUUUCUGACUGGACUUUGACAUUUGGAUUUUUAUUAUUUUUUUUUUUUUUACCUACAACAUGGACUCUGGAACACCUUUGCUGGCUAUGUAGUGGACUCGUUGAAAAGUUAACAUUUGAUUUUGGAAAGUCAGCCUUUUGUACAUUUGAUAUUCAAAUGUUGUUUUAAAUAAAGUAUGUGACCUCGUAUAUUUUUUCCUGGCUUUGUUUCAUUAGCAGAGAAAUAUCAAGGGCACAUUUGCCGAAAAAAUUUGACAACGUUGAAGUACCUAAAGUCGGAAGUUCUUUUUUGUAUUUGUUAAUACAUACAAAAUAUCACAUUACUUUUCAUUGGCUUUGUGUCAAUAAUUAUCAAGGUAUGGCCAUAGAAAUUGAGCUUCAGACUCGUGUUGGAAUUUAUCAAGUUGAUUUAUAAGAUAAAAGAGAAAGGAGUGAUUAAAAUUCCCCUUUUUCCAUUUAAUUAGCCCCACUGAUGAAGCUUAACUAACCCUAAAACACCUGAAAAUACACUUCACUUGAAAGCUUUCUGGUCAGAGCCCAAAUGGUUUCCAAAGGCUCUCUAAAAUGGCUACUGGUCGUCCUUCUUCCUGUCUGCGCAGGAAGUGAUGUAAUUGGUGCAAAAUAUAUACUUUUACAGCCUCUCAGUAUUCUUACCUUUUAUCAAAGGGCAAGAAAGGUUUCACUUUGAGGCUUGUGUCCUGGGGCAGAAAAUGUAUGUAAGUUCAUAUGAACGAAUUUUAAAAACAUAAUAAAAGGGGAGGGACUUAAACAUCACCUGAGUGUGGGGUAAAUGGAAAUAACGUCAAUCAAAGGCAAAGCUUUCAGAGCAGGGAAGGAGCUCUAGAUGGCGGCUGAGCCUUGGGAAGGGUGCCAUGGGCUUUCGUUAGACCGUUUCUUUUGCCUGUUUUUCGACCGAGACUGCUCGAUUUUUGAUGAAAUUUUGAGGGCUACCAUCGUGCGCUCGUGUUUUUAACGAAAAUCUACGCGAUUUGUUCCGUUUUAGUGCUGUUUUUUCGAGCCGUAGGAGCCGUCUGCUCCGGCGAAGCGCUCGUCGUUGUUUUCCAUACUGGUCUCUGGCAGCCAUGGCGCGCCUCCAUUUUUAGUGUGCUGCUGCCUCUCCUCUGUCGCUCUCUCCGUAGAUGAAGAAUGCAAGGGGCCUACGAGCUUUAUAGAAACAAGGCUGUUUUUGUAAUUUAUUAAGUAAUUAUCUUUACAUCUUUAUUUUUAUUCGCGUCGGAGGCAUAUUUAAAGUGUUAUAGGGCGAACGAGAUUCUAAUAGUUCAUUUAUGGACUAGCACCUUUCUCCACGUUGAAUUGACAUGUUUACACUGUGUCAAGCUUAAUUUACUGUUUUUCUUCAUGUUUAAAUAUUAUUUUUCUACUGCUUCGUCUGAUGACGCAGUUAGAAUUAACGGCAUGCGGCUCGAUCUGUGAACUAUAUUGAAAGACAUUCAAAGGCAUUUAACUUAUUGUGAGAGCACCUGUCGUUUUUGUGAGGUCUAUUUGACCCAGCGAUGUAAAUAAUGGUCCUUAAUUUCUUCGAUUUGUUGCUUUUUUCCCUGCUCGUGUCGCACCGCCGAGGCUUUAGCUGCCACCUGAGCAAAAGCAAUCUUGUGGGACUUGUAUGAUAGUUCAUGCUUCCUCUUAACUUUUUGGCAGUAAAUACCAGGACAAAAGCAACAUCCAUUCAGAUUUUCAGGAUACAACAAUGAUGAAGAGUAAAAGUAAAAAACAAGAGGAUGAAGGAUCGACUCAAAGCAAUGCAUCAAGCAUUUCGGCUUCAGAGGAAUCCAACCGCUCUGCGUCGGAGUCGGGAAGUCAGUCAGAGAGCGAACAUGGCAGUGAAAGGAGGAGAUCGCACAACUCCGAGUCAAACAGCUCCUCAGAGUCAGAGAGUCACUCAGAAUCAGAGAGCGAAUCUGCAGAGUCCAAGUCACAGCAAACCGCAGCAGAGGUCAAAGACAAGCCAGUUAGAAAGAAGGAGCGCCUGGCUGAUGUGAAGAAGAUGUGGGAAGAACAUCCAGAUGUGUACGGUGUCCGGCGGUCCAAUCGGAGCAGGCAGGAGCCAGCUCGAUUAAACAUUGGAGCUGGGGGCAGCAGUGAGUCUGAGAGCGAAAGCCCCAAAAGGAAAACCUCCCGGGCUAAGAAAAAGGAAAAUAUCUGGAAAGAUGAUGACUCAAAUGAUGAAGAGGAGGAGGAGGAGGAGGCUUCCGACAGUACAGACAGUGAGCAGGAAGAGAAAAAAGUUAGAUCCAGACGACUUCCUGCUAGAAGGCCUCAGGGCAAAUCGUCAACAGCCAAAAAGCAGCUCUCUCAGAAGACGAGGAAGUCCCGGAAACAGGAGUCGUCGGCAGAAGAGGACGACGAUGAUGACGACGACGACGAUGAGGAUGAGGAAGACACUCCAAAGAGGCAGACGCGACGAAGGGGUGCCACAAAAGUCAAAAGUUAUAAAGAGGACCAACAUGACUUUGAAACGGACUCUGAUGACCUGAUCGAAAUGACAGGUGACGCGUGUGAGGAGCAGCAGGACGACGACAGCGAAACCAUCGAGAAAGUUAUGGACGCCAGGACUGGCAAAAAAGGAGCCACUGGGGCUUGCACUACUGUGUAUGCCGUAGAGGAAAAUGGGGACCCGUGCGAAGGCUUUGACCCCGAGAAGGAUGAAGGGGAGACUCAUUACCUGAUUAAGUGGAAGGGCUGGUCCUACAUCCACAACACGUGGGAGAGCAUGGACUCUCUGACACAGCAGAAAGUCAAGGGGAUGAAGAAACUGGAGAACUUUAAGAAGAAAAAUGAUGAACUGAACUCAUGGUUGAGGAAGGCGUCCCCUGAGGACAUUGAAUUUCAUAACUGCCAACAAGAGCUCACCUCUGACUUGAACAAGCAGUUUCAGUUUGUGGAGCGUAUCAUCGCAACAAAAACAGGAAAAACACCAGGAUCCUCUGACUUCCCCUCUCAUAGUCAUAAGACUCCGUCCUCCAAUGAACCAGAGUUCCUGUGCAAGUGGAUGGGUCUGCCCUAUUCUGAGUGCAGCUGGGAAGAUGGAGCUUUGGUUAGAAAGAAGUUUCAGCACUGCAUAGACAGCUUCAUGAACCGAAACUCCAGCAAAACAGUUCCCUCUAAAGACUGCAAGGUAUUAAAGCAAAGACCAAGAUUUGUUGCUCUGAAGAAGCAGCCGUCAUAUAUUGGGGACUCCAACCUUGAACUGAGAGAUUAUCAGCUGGAUGGGUUAAACUGGCUCGCUCACUCCUGGUGCAGGUGCAAUAGCGUUAUCCUCGCUGAUGAGAUGGGGCUGGGAAAAACCAUCCAGACAAUCUCCUUCCUGUCUUACCUGUUUCACCAGCAUCAGCUCUACGGGCCCUUUUUACUGGUGGUGCCUCUCUCCACGCUCACUUCCUGGCAGCGGGAGUUCGACACCUGGGCCCCUGACAUGAAUGUGGUGGUCUACCUUGGCGACGUCAUGAGCAGGAAAAUAAUCCGUGAUUAUGAGUGGGUGAACCAUCAAACCAAAAGAAUCCGUUUCAAUGCACUAUUAACCACUUAUGAGAUUCUACUUAAAGACAAGGGGGUGCUCGGAAACAUCAACUGGGCGUUCCUGGGCGUUGAUGAAGCUCACAGGCUGAAGAAUGAUGACUCCCUGCUCUACAAAACAUUAAUGGAGUUCAGGUCUAAUCACAGGCUCCUCAUUACCGGCACGCCGCUACAGAACUCGCUCAAAGAGCUCUGGUCACUCUUACACUUCCUCAUGCCUGACAAGUUUGACUCCUGGGAGGAUUUUGAGGAUGAGCAUGGGAAGGGAAGGGAAAACGGCUAUCAGAGUCUUCACAAAGUCCUUGAGCCUUUCCUGCUCCGGCGUGUCAAAAAAGAUGUGGAAAAAUCUCUCCCAGCCAAGGUGGAGCAAAUCCUCCGUGUAGAAAUGUCCGCACAGCAGAAACAAUUUUACAAGUGGAUUUUAACAAGGAAUUACAAAGCUCUUGCCAAAGGCACCAGAGGCAGCUCCAGCGGCUUCCUGAACAUCGUAAUGGAGCUUAAAAAGUGCUGCAACCAUAGUUUCCUCAUUAAACAGCCCGAGGAUGGAGACGCUGAAACGCAACAGGAACACCUGCAGGCUCUGGUGAGGGGCAGUGGGAAGCUGGUACUGUUGGACAAGCUGCUGACCAGGCUCAGAGAAAGAGGCAACAGGGUCCUAAUCUUCUCCCAGAUGGUCAGGAUGUUGGACAUUCUGGCUGAAUACCUGUCUAAGAAACGAUAUCCGUUUCAGCGGCUGGACGGCUCCAUAAAGGGAGAAAUCCGAAAGCAAGCACUUGACCACUUUAACGCAGAAGGCUCAGAGGACUUCUGCUUCCUUUUAUCCACCAGAGCUGGAGGUUUAGGUAUUAACUUGGCCUCGGCAGACACCGUCGUCAUCUUUGACUCUGACUGGAACCCUCAGAACGACCUGCAGGCGCAGGCGAGGGCUCACAGGAUUGGUCAAAAGAAACAGGUGAAUAUAUACAGACUUGUCACGAAGGGAACAGUGGAGGAGGACAUCAUCGAGAGGGCGAAGAAGAAGAUGGUUUUGGACCAUCUUGUCAUUCAGAGAAUGGACACGACUGGUCGAACUGUUCUGGACAGCAACUCAGGAAACACAAAUUCAAACCCAUUCAAUAAAGAAGAACUGACCGCUAUUCUCAAGUUUGGUGCAGAAGAUCUUUUCAAAGAGGCUGAAGGCGAGGAGUCUGAACCACAGGAAAUGGACAUUGAUGAGAUUUUGAGGUUGGCCGAAACCAGAGAAAGUGAUCAAGGCUCAAGUGCUACAGAUGAACUUCUGUCGCAGUUUAAGGUGGCCAAUUUCUCCAGUAUGGAAGAGAGCACUCCAGAGUUCGAGGAGAAGCCCAUUCCAGAAUGGGAUGACAUAAUUCCCGAGGAGCAACGUCGCAAAAUUGAAGAGGAGGAGAAGCAGCGGGAGAUGGAGGACAUCUUCAUGCUGCCUCGAAGCAGAAGCUCUAAUAAGCGGGCUCAGGCCAAUGACAGUGACAGUGAUGUGGGCUCCAAACUGAAGCACCGUUCAUCAGGCUCUGAAAGUGAGACCGAUGACAGCGAUGAUGACAAGAAGCCAAAGAAGCGAGGAAGGCCGAGAGCUCGCAAAAACAACGUGGAGGGUUUCACUGAUGCGGAGAUUCGCAGGUUCAUCAAGGCAUACAAGAAGUUUGGAUGUCCACUUGAAAGGUUGGAAGCCAUUGCCCGAGACUCUGAACUGGUGGACAAAUCCAUCGCAGACCUGAAGAGGCUCGGUGAACUGAUUCAUUCUAGCUGCGUGACUGCAGUGCAGGAGCACGAGGAGCACCUUAAAGAGAACCCAGUCGAAGCUAAAGGUCCUGGGAAGCGACGAGGAAUUAAUAUCAAGAUCUCAGGAGUGCAAGUCAAUGCAAAGUCCAUCAUCCAGCACGAGGAAGAGUUCGAGCCGCUGCACAAAGUUGUGCCCUCCAACCCGGCUGAGAGAAAUAAGUUUAAGCUGACGUGCAGGGUGAAAGUGGCUCACUUUGAUGUAGACUGGGAUCUGCAGGAUGACAUUCAGCUCUUGCUCGGCAUCUAUGAGCACGGCUUUGGCAACUGGGAUCUGAUCAAGACUGAUUCUGACCUUAAACUCGCCGAUAAGAUUCUUCCAGAUGAUCCAAGCAAGAAGCCUCAGGCCAAGCAGCUGCAGGCGAGGGCAGAGUAUCUUCUCAAGCUGCUUAAAAAGGAACAAGACAGCACAGAUCAGGCUAAAACCGGGGAGGAGGUCAAAGUGAAGAAGAGGAAGCCCCGGGUGAAGAAGGAAAACAAGAUUCUUAAAGACGAGCAGGGAAACGACAUCUCCUCCCCCCGCCUGUCAGACAACCCGUCAGAAGAGGGCGAGGUCAAGGAGGAUGGAACAGAAAAGUCCACUGUGAAGAAGAGACAGAAGAAAAAGGACAACAAAGAGAACAAAGAAAAACAGGGAACUCCCAAAAAGGAAAAAGAUGGGGACAAAGAAAAGAAGGGUGCCAAGCCCAGAAAAGAAAAGGCUAAAGGAGCCAAAGGGAAGAAGACUCAAGGUCCAGUUCAUAUUACAGCUGGAUCUGAACCAAUUCCCAUUGAAGAAAAGGAGGACGAUGAACUUGACCAGGAGACUUUCAGUAUUUGUAAGGAACGCAUGAGGCCUGUGAAAAAGGCCCUGAAGCAACUGGACAAACCAGAUGAGGGUCUAAGCGACCAGGAGCAGCUCCAGCACACACGCACAUGCCUACUGAAGAUUGGAGACCGCAUCACAGAGUGCCUUAAAGCUUACAGCGAUCCCGAACACGUCAAAAUAUGGCGAAGAAACCUCUGGAUUUUCGUGUCCAAGUUUACAGAGUUUGGUGCAAGGAAGCUACACAAGCUUUACAAAAUGGCACAGAAGAAGCGAUCGCAUGAGGAAGAGAAGGAGCAGAAGAAGAAGGAGGACGUUUCAGGGAGAGUAAAGUCAUUCAGGCCAGAGCCGUCUGGUUCCAGUCGAGACUCCACGGGGACUCAGCCGUCCUCCAGAACUGCAUCGCACUCCACUCAGCCAGGACCCCACGGACACCACAGAGAACCGUACAACGCUAACAAGCGGCACUUUAGCAACGACGAUCGAGGAGACUGGCAGAGGGACCGUAAAUACAGCUACCCAGGUAACAGCAACUCAUCGUGGCAGGGAGAUCGGCAUCAUCCCUAUGACCCUCAUCGCUAUAAGGACCACUACGGUGAUCGACGGCCGCACGGAGACCCCUAUCGCAGCUCGGGCGGUUACCGCAACAACUCCUCUCCUCGAAAAAGACCAUACGAGCAGUACAGCAACGACCGGGACCACAGGGGUCACCGACCCUACUAUGACAGGCAUCCAGACCCUAAAAGAAGACGUCCUGAUGACUUCCGCUCUAACUACCACCAGGGAAGAGACGGUCCUCUUCAGGAUUUCAGGAGGAUGCCGGACCACAGACCUGCAGGUCCUUCAGGGCCAGAUCAUUACAACAGGCCGUUCCACCCUGAAAAACCUCCUCCACUUCUAGACCCUCGUUCCCCGCAGGCUCAGAAGUCGCCACAGGACUCCCGCUCUCCACUGGAGAGGCCUGGAGAGCUGAAUGCCAUGGCAGAUCCGAACUGGAACAACAGGAAAACUUAAGUCUGCCCAGACAGGCUGAAAAAACUCAUUUAAGUGUUUAGUCCAGGGUCAAAGCCACAUGCUGCUGCUGAUGGACAAGUCUGGACUGGCCAAAACAUAAGCUCACAGUUGAAAAGGGAAUCAACACGUACCCUCGUUACCAGCAAAACCAAACUAUUUUUUGCUCUUCCCCGCCCCCGACAGUGACUGUGGCUCUGAAUUUGUGCCGUGAAGGAAGAACUUUGUUUUCUGUCGUAAAGAUGGAAAAACAAAGAACCUAAAACAUGCAACUUUAUUUAAACGAACUCAUCAGUUAAUCACGGUAAGACUGAGUGGCGCGCUCAUGGAUGCUUAGUCCCAUGGACUAUUAUUAUAUAAAGAAAAUUUAGGAUACAAGAACUAAAGCCUGAUCUCCAUCCUAAAAGUGCCUGAAGGUGUUUUGGCCUUUUUGAAUGGUAAAUGUAUGGGAUAAUUCCCAAAGGAACCAUGACAUGAACUUUUAUUUUUGCGUUUAGCUUUAAGUGCAAAUGAUGUCAUAAGAAGGUUUCCGUACGAUAGAAUGUGUACCGUGUUCUCACCUGCACCUUCAAAAUGUUUUGUGUCGAACAUGUAGCCGAACCGAACCAUGGGAGUUUCACCAUGCGGGUUAAAAUGAGAUCUGUUGACACUUAAACGACGAAACAAGCCAAGUUGUUUCUUCUACAAGCGCAGCAAUGGUUUUUAACAAAGUCACACUUCUCACGUGUUUAAAAAGGAAAAAAAUCAUUGUGUAGUAGUAUAAAUCAUUGAAAUCCUCCUGCUCUGUUGACUUUAACCACUUUACUGUUAGUAAGCCCGAUGAAUUGAAAGCUUUGGAAGCAGUAUUUAUUGCAACAACUUGUACGAAAGUUUAUAACACUACAACUUCAAUCGAUCCCUGAUUAUCAGUAUUACGAUGGUUAAAUACUCAGUUAUUUCUUGGGGGGGGAUUUAAGCGACAUAAGCUUCUUCUUCUUUUUUUUCUCCUCUCUGUACUUAAUCGUUUGGCAAUAUUUUUGUUCUUGAAUUAUAAUCAGGAAGUUGCUGUUGAAAUUUCCUUCUGUUUAUUGUCUUUAGUCACUUUUCCUGUGCCAAAUCUGACCCUGCUCCACCCCCAUUUUUCUUUUUUGUUUUUUUUCCCCUUUUUCUUUGCUUCUCCGUUUGUGCCUUAUUUAUGUCUGUAUUAUCAAACUGUAUAUCAGCUCAUGAACAAUACGGAGGUCUCACGCAGGCACAUUUUUAAGUACAAAAUUGUAAUUCUUUGCAAACUGGUGAAGGGACCCACUCUGGUAAUUUGUGUGCUUUUUCCAAAAGAGUUAAUGAUUUGAGAAAUAUUUAAACAAGUAUAUAAAGGAAAAUCAAGCGUCUUCUGUCCAGGGGUACUUAACCGAUUUGUUACAGUGAGCAGCCAGCCCAUGUUUUCUUCCACAUCAAGCAAGCUAUAGUUCCUGUAUCAUAUGUUCUUUAAGAAAGUCUAAAUAAUUUAUAUUUGUGACAAAAAAAACCACUCUUAGUGAGAAAUGUGUUGUACAUAUGUUUGGACAUAUGUAAUAAACUUUGUUACACAAUGA